Drepanopeziza brunnea f. sp. 'multigermtubi' MB_m1 is the source of this 924-nucleotide messenger RNA. RefSeq lists its product as uncharacterized. The record is from RefSeq and is a predicted model, not a curated record. Gene Ontology annotation, biological process: intracellular zinc ion homeostasis. Gene Ontology annotation, cellular component: membrane. Lineage: Eukaryota; Fungi; Ascomycota; Leotiomycetes; Helotiales; Drepanopezizaceae. Gene Ontology annotation, molecular function: signaling receptor activity.
AUGUCGGUCCGGCAGAGAAGGGGGUCGACGAGCGAGAUUAUCAAGGAUGCCGCAAAGAAUCUGGAGAAACGCGUCGAAAAUGUUCUGACCGUGUUAUGGGAUGAUCUGCCUUCCUGGCAACAAGACAAUCAUUAUAUCCACUCAGGAUAUCGCCCAGCAUCCGAGUCCUUCAAAAAGUCAUUCGCCAGUCUCGGUUACCUCCACAAUGAGUCUGUCAACAUCUACUCCCAUCUGCUGGGGGCAUUGAUCUUCUCAGUGGCUGGAGUCGUCAUCUACGCUGCUGUGAAGCCGAGAUACGAGACAGCAGCAUCCUCGGACAUUCUGGCCUUUGGGUGCUUCUUCCUGGGUGCUGCCCUAUGUCUUGGUAUGUCUGGAACAUAUCAUACAAUUUCGAACCACUCCCCGCUUGUUUCCAAGUUUGGCAAUAAGUUGGACUACGUUGGGAUUGUGCUUUUGAUCACGGGCAGUUUUAUACCGAGUAUCUAUUACGGGUUUUACUGUCAUCCCCACCUGCAAGAGUUUUACUGGACUAUGAUAUCUUCUCUGGGAACUGGCUGCGCUGCAGUAUCAAUAUUCGAGCGCUUCAGGACCCCAGCUUGGCGGCCAUACCGAGCGGGCAUGUUCGUCCUGAUGGGUUUGUCGGCAGUUUUUCCUGUCUUCCACGGAUUGGAGAUGUUUGGCUUCAGGGAGAUGCAGAGCCGAAUUGGUCUUACCUGGUUGGUUCUGCAGGGAGUCUUCUAUAUUAUGGGAGCUGGACUAUACGCUGCUCGCUGGCCCGAACGCUCAUGGCCCGGGUCGUUCGACAUCUGGGGAAGCUCUCACCAGAUUUUCCACGUACUUGUAGUCAUGGCUGCGGCAUCGCAUUUAUAUGGACUGUUAAAGGCGUUCGAUUUUCAUCAUGGAGCUCCUGGCAUCACGUGCUAG